CCACAUUCCACUUUGUUCGCUGUCGUGGGGCCCCGAACACCGCCCGACGUCGCCGCCAGCUCAAUCCGCAAAUCUACCCCGCCAUGCUAAAGAAGGUCUCCAGCUCAGCAUCGAAUUGCAACGAAGGAGCCGCCAAUCCCGGGCGGUCAGGAGAUGGACUGGCGAUGAUGUAUUCCAUCCUCCCGUCAGGGGCAAUGAAUGUUCUUCGCUACAAAAUAGACCUCUCCGGAUCCUCCCUCUCCGCAAUCUGGCAAAGGCCCAUCCCGGACCUGUUGUAAUUACCGUCAUCAUUCCCGCGUUGUGACUGGCCUGGAUUUGUUUUUUCUGUUGUUCCGCUUCCGUCCCUUUUUUCGACUUCUUGCGGCAUCUUUUUCCACUUCUUUUCUUCUUCUUCUUCUUCUCUCCUCCAGCUCCUCCUGCUCCUCCUCCUUGACUUCCUUCGCGAUCCUUUUAUUUCUGUGUCGUCAAGGAAUCCUCAUCUUCCUCAUCUUCCCUUCUUCCCUCUCUCCCUCUCCACUCUACACUCUCUACUAAUCACACCACAUCACCAACCAUGGCGUCGCCCAUUGCCUCGGCGGCCCUCAGGGCCCGCGUCAAGCGCCCUUCCAUGCUCAAGAAGCUCUGCAACCCCGAGGACAUGCUCCAGCACUUCCCCAAUGGCGCAUACAUCGGCUGGUCCGGUUUCACCGGCGUCGGCUACCCCAAGAAGGUCCCUACUAUGCUCGCUGACCACGUCGAGAAGAACGGCCUCCAGGGCCAGCUCAAGUACAGCCUCUUCGUCGGUGCCUCCGCCGGCGCCGAGACCGAGAACCGCUGGGCUGCUCUCGACAUGAUCGCCCGUCGCGCUCCUCACCAGGUCGGCAAGAACAUUGCCAAGGGCAUCAACGAGGGCCGCAUCAACUUCUUCGACAAGCACUUGUCCAUGUUCCCCGUUGACCUUGUCUACGGCUACUACACCAAGGACCGCCAGAACAAGAACCUCGAUGUCGUUUGCGUUGAAGCUACCGAGAUCAAGGAGGACGGUUCCAUCGUCCUCGGUGCCUCGGUCGGUGCCACCCCCGAGCUCAUCCAGAUGGCCGACAAGGUCAUCAUUGAGGUCAACACGGCCAUCCCCAGCUUCGACGGUCUCCACGACAUCACCUUCUCCGACCUCCCUCCCAACCGCAAGCCCUACCUCAUCCAGCAGUGCAGGGACCGCAUCGGUACUACUUCGGUCCCCGUCGACCCCGAGAAGGUUGUCGGUAUCAUCGAGUGCACCACCCCCGAUCAGACCCUCCCCAACUCCCCCGCCGACGAAACGGCUACGGCCAUUGCCGGCCACCUGAUUGAGUUCUUCGAGCACGAGGUCGCCCACGGCCGUCUGCCCAAGAACCUUCUCCCUCUGCAGUCCGGUAUCGGCAACAUCGCCAACGCCGUCAUUGGUGGUCUCGAGACCUCCAACUUCAAGAACCUCAACGUCUGGACUGAGGUUAUCCAGGAUACCUUCCUCGACCUCUUCGACUCCGGCAAGCUUGACUUUGCUACCGCCACCUCGAUCCGCUUCUCGCCCACCGGCUUCGAGCGCUUCUACAAGAACUGGGACAACUACUAUGACAAGCUCCUCCUCCGCUCUCAGUCCGUCUCCAACGCUCCCGAGAUCAUCCGCCGUCUCGGUGUUAUCGGCAUGAACACCCCCGUCGAAGUCGACAUCUACGCCCACGCCAACUCCACCAACGUCAUGGGCUCCCGCAUGCUCAACGGUCUCGGUGGUUCCGCCGAUUUCCUCCGCAACUCCAAGUACUCCAUCAUGCACACCCCCUCCACCCGUCCCUCCAAGACCGACGCCCACGGUGUUUCGUGCAUUGUCCCCAUGUGCACCCACGUCGACCAGACCGAGCACGAUCUCGACGUCAUCGUUACCGAGAACGGUCUCGCCGAUGUCCGCGGCCUCAGCCCCCGCGAGCGUGCCCGCGUCAUCAUUGACAAGUGCGCCCACGACGUCUACAAGCCCAUCCUCAAGGCCUACUUUGAGAAGGCCGAGUUCGAGUGCCUUCGCAAGGGUAUGGGCCACGAGCCCCACCUUCUCUUCAACUCUUUCGACAUGCACAAGGCUCUUGUCGAGGAGGGCUCCAUGGCCAAGGUCAAGUUCUAAAUGCUUGGCUAGAGUCAGAGAGUGUAUAUCUCGGUGGGGAAGAGAUAAUGAGAAAACCAGAGAGGAUCAACAGUUGAUCUUUGAAUAAAACAAAGAGAACUGUCUAAACAAACAAACGUGGUAUGGGGGAAAUGCAUUGGUUAGGUGUUCAUUCUUUCCGGUUCACGUAUAUAUCUUUAUUGGAAGGGGAAGAGAGAGAGAGAGAGAUCGAAGAGAGGAGUGGAUCAGGAUACCUGGCCUAUGUUGAGCGAUAGGUCGCAUUUCUGUUUUUUUAUAUUGUCAUACUUGUUUUGUAUAUGGGAUCGGACGGGGGGCUAUGAUUGGCUUUGUCUCUCUAUGGUCUCUUAGAUCAAGGGCGUUUUGUGUGGACGUCGUUUGUAUAUAUACCUAUACACAUACAUACAUGCAUUCAUACAAAUCUUGGACUGUGGUGCAAAA
Neurospora crassa OR74A is the source of this 2569-nucleotide messenger RNA. RefSeq names its product acetyl-coa hydrolase (gene acu-8). The transcript is spliced from 3 exons. Bases 554 to 2131 code for a protein of 525 amino acids. Gene Ontology annotation, cellular component: mitochondrion. Gene Ontology annotation, biological process: acetate metabolic process. The record is from RefSeq and is a predicted model, not a curated record. NCBI's taxonomy places the organism in Eukaryota, Fungi, Ascomycota, Sordariomycetes, Sordariales, Sordariaceae. Gene Ontology annotation, molecular function: acetyl-CoA hydrolase activity; acetate CoA-transferase activity.